Molecule: messenger RNA, 1673 nt
Organism: Dioscorea cayenensis subsp. rotundata (Guinea yam)
Lineage: Eukaryota; Viridiplantae; Streptophyta; Magnoliopsida; Dioscoreales; Dioscoreaceae
Product: protein PHLOEM PROTEIN 2-LIKE A10-like
Source: RefSeq, a predicted model, not a curated record
AGCCCUUCCCUUCCGACGACCACGAAGUCCACGAUCCCAAACCCUAGAGAUUGAUCGCCGCCCGCUCAUGGCCAUGCGACUCGCUGAGGCGGCCAUGGAUUUCUCUCACCGUCGCCGCCGUUGGAUCCUCGCCGCCGUGGCUGGAUACGCCGUAUACCGCGCUUACCACCUCCCAUCCGUGGCUCGCCGCCGGCGCAAGUUCAUUGCCCUUGUUCGCACCCUCGUUGCACUUGUCAACGCGGUUGGAUCAUCCGCCGAGACCUUAGCUUUGGUCUCCUCUGAGAUCAACCUCUUCCUUCGCUCCGACUCCGGUGACCUCCUUCCCCCUUCGUUGGUUCAGCUCUCCAAGAUAGUCUGCUCUGACGAGGUCUCGACCUCCGUUUCCCGCAUCUCCGAGGCGGUGACCGUCGGGGUGGUUCGAGGAUUCUCGAAAAGCCUCUCCGGGUCGGCAGACGGGCCGAAUUUUUCGGAUCGGGUGGUGGAUAAGCUCUUCUCCGACUCCGGAAAGGGGUUCGCUUCGGUGGUCGUCGGGAGCUUUGCGAGGAAUCUUGUGCUGGGUUUCUAUUCGAGUGAAUCAGGUAAUAAGAUAGCCGGAGAUUCAAGGCUGGAGGCGGUGCCGGAGUGGGUUCAUUUGAUUUGUGGAGAUAAGUUUAGAAAUCUCAUCGCCGAUUGCAUCCAGAGGUUUGUGAGCACUGCCGUCACGGUUUAUCUUGAUAAGACGAUGGAGAUAAAUACUUACGACGAGCUGUUCUCCGGGCUCACAAAUUCCAGGCAUGAACCAAAGUUGAAGGACCUCUUGGUCUCGGUCUGCAAUGGCGCUGUGGAAACCUUAGUUAAAACUUCGCAUCAAGUCAUCACCACUUCAAAUUCGAGCUCCUCUGUCAGUAAACCUGAAGGAUUUAAAGCAGAGGAUGAUGUUCCAUAUAAGAGAAAUUCAGUGUUUGAGAAUGGUGAGGCUGGUGGUGGUUGGGUGGAUAAGGUUUCAUCAACACUGGCUGUUCCAAGAAAUAGGAAAUUUGUUCUGGAUGUUACUGGGAGGGUGACAUUCGAGACGGUGAAGUCUUUCCUUGAUUUUGUGAUGCGGAAGUUGUAUGAUGGUGCGAAGAGAGGUGUCAAUGUUGUUCAUGAGGAGGUCUUGCAAUUGAUGAAGUAUAUUUGUGCCAGGUCUAUGACAAUUGUGACCAUAUGCAUUACAUUGUGCAUGCACUUAUUGGUCGGAGCAAAGCUUCUGAUACCAGCAUAGCAGUUGGCAUACUGCCUAUGCCAAGUAACUUCAUCCUGGUAUAUCAAAUGAUAAAGGGGUUUAUAUUUUAAAGCGAAAGUUCCAUGGAGGUAGAAUUUCACAUUUUCUUAGCUGUUUAGUUGAUUUGAAGGCUGGGCCCUUUCUAAAUGAAGAGAUCACUGACUAUGGUAUUGUAUGUAGAUCAAUAUGAAACGGCAGGAUUGAUAUGUCACAGAACAUGUUGAUUCCAAGUACUAUAAUUUUUCCUUUGAACUAAUGGAGAGAAACUGUGUCCUUACAUAUGUAGUAAAGAUGUCUUUUAUUGUCAAAUUGUAGUUGUUGUUAUUGGAAAUUCUGAAUAAUGUCUGGUUCUAUAAAUUUCAGCUGGUCAUGUAUUCUUAAGGAACUCUAAAAUUUCACAUCUAGAACUUGGUUCUUUGCAAGGUUCUGA